Molecule: messenger RNA, 2264 nt
Organism: Numida meleagris (helmeted guineafowl)
Lineage: Eukaryota; Metazoa; Chordata; Aves; Galliformes; Numididae
Gene: ARSA
Product: arylsulfatase A
Exons: 8
Coding region: 39-1559 (506 amino acids)
Molecular function (GO): arylsulfatase activity
Source: RefSeq, a predicted model, not a curated record
ACGUGUCACGUGGCGGUCAGGUGACCGCCGGCAGCGUCAUGGCGGCGCGGUGUGGGCUCCCGCUGUGGGCCGUGCUGCUGGUGUGGGCGCUGCGGGGCGCGGCCGGCGGCCCCCCCAGCUUCGUCCUGCUGCUGGCCGACGAUUUGGGCUUCGGUGACCUGGGGAGCUACGGGCACCCCUCCUCCGCCACGCCCAACCUGGACCGGAUGGCGGCCAGAGGGCUGCGCUUCACCGACUUCUACAGCAGCUCUGCGGUGUGCAGCCCCUCCCGGGCUGCUCUCCUGACCGGCCGCUUCCAGAUGCGCUCUGGGAUUUACCCCGGUGUGUUUGACCCUGACUCACGGGGAGGCCUUCAGCUCUCUGAGGUCACCAUUGCGGAGGUGCUGAAGGCCAAGGGCUACGCCACGGCCAUGGUUGGCAAGUGGCACCUCGGCGUGGGCGCUCGUGGCCAAUUCCUGCCCAUCCACCAAGGCUUCGACCACUACCUGGGGGUGCCGUACUCCCAUGAUCAGGGCCCCUGUCAGAAUCUCACCUGCUUCCCACCUAACAUCACAUGUUUUGGGACCUGUGACCAGGGCCUUGUGCCCGUCCCACUGCUCUGGAACCAAAGCAUCGUGCAGCAGCCGGUCUCCUUCCCUGAUCUGGUGCCACUCUACAACAAAUUCUCGCGGGACUUCAUCGCCGACUGUGCCCGGCGAGGUGUGCCCUUCCUGCUCUACUACGCCUCCCAUCAUACCCACUACCCCCAGUUUGCAAGCCAGGAGUAUGCAGGACGGUCACGGCGUGGGCCGUUUGGUGAUGCGCUUUCGGAGUUCGAUGGCUCGGUGGGACAGCUGCUGCAGGCACUGCAGGAGAAUGGUCUCGCCAACACCACCUUCGUGUUUUUCACCUCUGACAACGGCCCUUCUACCAUGCGGAUGGCACGUGGAGGCAGCUCCGGCCUUCUGAAAUGUGGGAAGGGCACAACGUACGAAGGUGGCAUGCGGGAGCCAGCGGUGGCGUAUUGGCCGGGCCGUAUCGCUCCAGGAGUGACUCACGAGCUGGCAAGCACCCUGGACAUCCUGCCAACGCUGACUGCCCUGGCUGGAGCAGCUCUUCCUGACGUUGCCCUGGAUGGUUAUGACCUGAGUCCAGUGCUGUUUGAGUCAGGGAAGAGUCCCCGUCAGACCAUGUUCUUCUACCCUCCAUCCCCUGAUCCACUGCAUGGCCCCUUUGCUGUCCGGCUCGGGAAGUACAAGGCACACUACUUCACACAAGGUUCCUUUCACAGUGAUACAACCCCAGACCAGGCCUGCCACGGGCUGACCCCGCUGACCCAUCACGAGCCCCCGCUGCUCUUUGACCUGGAGUCAGACCCUGCCGAGAACUACAAUUUGGUGCAGAGUGCUGCAGGGCCAGAGGUUUGGCAAGUCCUGAAGGACAUCAAACUGCAGAAGAUGCUUUUUGAGCAGCACAUGGAGUUUGGAGAAAGCCAGAUGAGGAAGGGCAGGGAUCCUGCCCUGGAACCCUGCUGCAAGCCAGACUGCACUCCUAAGCCCUCCUGCUGCCGCUGCUCAUAGCCUCUUGCUGCUCCACCCCCCUCUCCUGAUCCCAAACCCACCAGACCCCCCCGACUAACCACGCGUAGCCUCAGCUACCUCAGAGCUUUGGCUCAGUGACACUGCUGACUGAGGGAGUGCUGGCCCAGUGAGCUGAGGGUUGGGAAGGCCGCCAGCCCUGCUGGGUGUGCAGGUCGCUGUUGGACCUCCAAGCUGUGAUCUGGUAACAGAAGCUCUGAGUGGAUCAGGGAGGGACCAGGAUACAGCAUCAUCAGCAGAGCCAGCACAGCUCCUUUUGAACUUCAGUUACAGUGAAGCACAGGGUAUGCCGAAGUGUCUGGAGAUCCCAACUCAGUGGGAGGUGUGCUGUGCAGCCCUCGUGGGAACAGCUGUGAGUUGCAGCAGCAUCACUGUCCAGGGGAUAGGAACACACCAAGGAGCAGGAUGGGCUGGAUGGUCCUGACAGCUUCAGGGGCAGAGCUUUGUACACCUGGUGCAGAGAGGACAUGCCGAGGUAGGAAGCAGCUCGGGGUAUGCAGCUCCAGCACUUCCCUCUCCUUUGUAACUCCAGAAGGUGGAGAUGUGGCUGACCUGGUGUCAAUGGUUUACGGGCUGGUUCGGCCCAGUUCUGUGACUAAUGGGGCAGGGGGACCCACAGACCCACGCCCCAGAAAAGGGGAAAAGGGGAAAGGGUAGGGAGAUGGGCCUCAAACAAAACAAAACAGC